AUGGCAUUCAACCCGUUCUCCCUGGCACGUCCCGACCUUCUUCUACCAUUUAUGUCGGCGGGAGCCUCGGGCGGUCCCGCCGGUCCACCGCCCAACUUGUUCUUCUCGAUGCUUCAAGCGGGAUUCCCGCCGGGACCUGUUGGUAGUCCACCUGAUGACGAUGGAGUCGUCGAUAAUCCGAAAGUCGAUUUGGACGAUAGUGAAUUGUGGCAAAAGUUCUCGCAGUGUGGUACGGAGAUGGUCAUUACGAAGAGUGGCAGGCGGAUAUUCCCGGCGUACCGUGUGAAGUUGAGCGGUCUCGAUAAGAAGAGCCAGUAUUUUGUGAUGAUGGAUCUGAUACCUGCGGAUGAGCACCGGUAUAAAUUCAAUAAUAGUCGGUGGAUGAUUGCGGGGAAGGCGGAUCCAGAAAUGCCGAAGACGUUGUAUAUUCAUCCGGAUUCGCCGUCUACAGGCGAGCAUUGGAUGUCGAAAGGCGCCAACUUUCACAAACUGAAACUGACGAAUAAUAUAUCGGAUAAGCACGGAUAUACAAUCCUCAACUCAAUGCACAAGUAUCAGCCACGUCUUCAUGUUGUGAGGUGUGCGGAUCGACACAAUUUGAUGUACAGUACCUUCAGGACUUUUGUGUUUCGGGAGACCGAAUUCAUCGCAGUGACCGCUUAUCAGAAUGAGAAGGUAACCGAGCUAAAAAUCGACCACAAUCCAUUCGCAAAGGGGUUUCGUGACGCCGGAGCGGGGAAACGUGAGAAGAAGAGACAAUUGCAUCGAAUGAACGGAGACUCGACACAAAGCCCGCCGGGGAAGACGGCCUCCCUUCCAACACACUCUCCACAUCCAUCAGAAUCCAAUUCAGAUGACGAUGAGCCGACGACGAAAAGAGUGAAGUCAGAAUCGACAUCUUCUCAGAAUACUCCUUGUACGUCGAGCCUCUCCACGUCGACCACGCCCACUCUCUCAUCUCAUCACCCACUCCGAUCACCUCCAUUCUGUAUUCCGGCGUCUCCAAUCGAUAUGAUGUAUCAGAAUAUGCCGAUGGAAUUGUUGGCUCAAUGGCAGAUGGCAUCACUAUUCCCACAAUUUCAGUUGGCGAUGAGCAACUCUCCAGCCGCUUCUCUCCUAUCGAAACAUCUGAAGACAACGAAUAACGUCCCGCCUCCACCGCCUUCAGAAGACACUGAAGAAGACGUCGUCGUCGUCAAAAAAGAAAUCGUCGACGUGAAACAAGAACCGACGACACCGCCCAAGAAGGGAGGAUUCGAUGUGUUGGAUCUUCUCGCCAAACCUUGA
Molecule: messenger RNA, 1287 nt
Organism: Caenorhabditis remanei
Lineage: Eukaryota; Metazoa; Nematoda; Chromadorea; Rhabditida; Rhabditidae
Exons: 5
Coding region: 1-1287 (428 amino acids)
Biological process (GO): positive regulation of DNA-templated transcription; cell fate specification; regulation of transcription by RNA polymerase II
Cellular component (GO): nucleus
Molecular function (GO): RNA polymerase II cis-regulatory region sequence-specific DNA binding; DNA-binding transcription factor activity, RNA polymerase II-specific
Source: RefSeq, a predicted model, not a curated record